AUCUCCUAUCUAUCUAACUAUAUCUUGCUUGCUCGCUCGCGCUUUCUUCUUCAACCCCUCCUCCUCGGCUUCUAUCUAACAUUCUAUCACUCUCCCUAUCCCGUUUUUAUCUACCCAAUAAACUCGCUAUCCCAAUAGCUUUUCUGGAAUCCAGCUUCCUAGCUUUCGACGCUUCUUCACUGUUCGAGGCGGAGGCAUCGAGGCAAUGGACUCAAAGGAAGCAGCUUUGUCUCCAUCAUCUGAAGUUUCAGAUAUGAAAAUUGCUGGAAUGGGUAGUGACACUUAUGCGGGGUUUCCUGGUGAUGGUAUGAUUGUGGAGGGUAAAGAGGGGACGUUGGAUGAGGAGAACAUAGGGAAUGGAAUUGGCGGAGCGAAUUCCGAUGACCCUUUGGCGGGUUCGCCGGUUACUGAGAAGGGCAUCCCAGUUUCUGAGGUUUUGGUGAAUGAUGAUGGUGAUAGUCUUAAUAAAAUUGGGGGUUUAGAGGGUGAGAAGGGUGUUGAGAGAGAUGGGGUUUUGCUGGAGAAAGAAUAUAGUGUUGAGAAUGGUUUCCCUAAUUCAGUUGUGCUUGUAAAUGGUGUUGAGGGGUUGAAUGGGAGUGCUACUGAGGUUCAACCUGGUGGUUUAGAGGGUUCCGGGGCUAGUAGUGGGGAUAAGGUUGCUAAGGAUGAGUUUGUAAAUCCUGUGAGUGAAGGGGGCUCCACCGUGAAGGCGGAGGGAAACAAUGUGAAAAGUCAGGAAGUGGAGGAGGAUAAGUCAGUUGGGGCUUCGAGUGUUGAGACUUUGACUAAUGUUUUGGAGGAUACUACUGAGAAGGUUGUGCCAAAACCCGAGGUUUUGGUGAAUGAUGAUGUUGAGAAUCUUAAUAAUGUUGGGGCCUUGGAGGGUGAGAAGAUUGUUGACGGAGAUGGGGCUUUGUUGGAUGAAGAAUUUAGGAGUAGAAGAGAAUCUGAGGGCUCCGGUUCUAGUGUUGACAAUGGCUUCCCUAAUUCAACUGGCAUUAAUGAGUUGAAUGGAAGUGCUAGCAAGGUUGAGGAUAAGGUGACCGCAGAUGAGAAGUUUAAUGAAUUUGUGAAUCCUUCAAGUGAAGGGGACUCUGUCGUGCAUCUGGACAAGGUGGAGGAGGUUAAUUUGAAAGGUGAAGAGGACAAGACAGUUGGGGAAACCGUAAAUGUUAAUCUUUCAGAGGAAGAGGUUGCUAUUGUUGGGGAAGAAGGAAAGGAUGUGGAAAAGCAGGAGGUUCCAGUUGAGGGUGUGGCAUCAAUCAAUGGAACUGAUGAAAUGAAGCAACUUAACGAAGAUGUGACUGGUAUGACGGUAAGUGAAGUAGAUGACCAGAUGACUAAAUCUGAAACUGUUAAACCAAAAGCUAUCAAUCUUGAUGUGUCUGAGCAUUUUGGCGAAAGUAUAAAUGAUACUAGAAGUACAGAAAUAGAGAAGCUGCCAGAUAAAGAAACAAAUCAAAUGGCAUCAGAUACUAUACACAGUAAUGGCGGGCCUAUUAGCAUUCAGAGUGACAUGGAAGAUGAGGUUUCCAGAGUAGCUAGUUUUCCAGUUUCUGAUGAGCAAAGCUCAAAAGUUUAUGCCCGGGAAAUACCAGGAGGUGAAGAUGACACCAAUUAUCAGAUAAAUGGAGAUGGUGGUGACCUAGAAGGCUUAAUUUCUGAUCAGGAAUCAGAUGGUAUGAUUUUUGGAAGCUCUGAAGCAGCCAGACAGUUCAUUGAGGAGUUGGAAAGGGAGUCGGGUCACGUUCCUCAUUCAGGAGGUGAGGCUUCACGUGAUGUUGAGCAGAGGAUUGAUGGACAGAUUGUAACAGACUCAGACGAGGAGGUAGACACUGACGAGGAAGGGGACGGGAAUCAAAUGCUUAAUUCCUCUGCCUUAGCUGCUUUGUUGAAAGCUGCAACAGGUGCUGACCCUAAUGGUGGAAGUAUCACAAUAACCUCUCAGGAUGGAUCUAGGCUAUUCUCAGUGGAGCGUCCUGCUGGAUUGGGAUCAUCACUCCGUUCUCUGAGAGCUGCUCCCCCAUCAAACCGUUCCAAUCUUUUUACUCCCACACUUUCAAAUAGCUCUGAAUCUGAGAACAACUUGAGUGAAGAAGAAAAGAAGAAGCUUGAGAAGCUGCAGAACAUCAGAGUAAAAUUUUUUAGACUUGUUCAGAGGUUGGGCUUCACCUCAGAUGAAUCCAUAGCUACCCAGGUUCUGUACAGGCUGUCACUCAUUGCAGGAAGGCAAAACAGCCAACUCUUUAGCUUAGAUACGGCCAGGUCAACAGCUCUGCAGCUUGAAACUGAGGGGAAAGAUGAUCUAGACUUCUCUGUGAAUAUACUAGUUCUUGGAAAGUCUGGAGUGGGAAAGAGUGCCACCAUAAAUUCUAUUCUUGGAGAAGAGAUGGCUCCAAUUAAUGCAUUUGCACCUGCGACUACUAGUGUGAAAGAAAUAUGUGGAAAUGUACAUGGAGUCAAGAUUCGGGUCUUUGAUACACCUGGUCUGAAGUCCUCUGCUAUGGAACAGGCUUACAACCGCAGUGUCUUGUCAACAGUUAAAAAGUUCACAAAGAAGAACCCAAUAGAUAUUGUCCUCUAUGUAGAUCGAUUGGAUGCACAAACCAGAGAUCUUAAUGAUCUACCGCUGCUGAGGACUAUCACGAGCUCCCUUGGCUCUGCUAUCUGGCGAAGUUCCAUUGUCACCAUGACACAUGCAGCUUCUGCACCUCCCGAGGGGCCUACUGGUUCUCCUUUGAGUUAUGAUGUGUUUGUUAAUCAAAGAUCACGCGUUGUUCAGCAGUCUAUCGGGCAUGCUAUGGGAGACCUACAUAUGAUGAGUCCAAGUAUGAUGAAUCCCGUUUCUCUUGUUGAAAACCAUCCUGCUUGUCGAAGGAAUAGGGAGGGCGAGAGGAUACUACCUAAUGGCCAGAUUUGGAAGCCACAGUUACUGUUGCUAUGCUAUUCAAUGAAGAUCUUGGCUGAAGCAAAUUCUCUUUCCAAGCCUCAAGAUCCAUUUGACCACCGUAGGCUAUUUGGUUUUCGUGCCCGCGCACCACCUCUUCCAUACAUGUUGUCUUCAAUGUUACAAUCGCGUGCACACCCAAAGCUAUCUGCUGAACAGGGUGGUGAUAAUGUUGAUUCUGAUAUUGACUUGGAUGACUUGUCUGAUUCUGAUCAAGAAGGAGAAGAUGAGUAUGACCAGCUCCCUCCCUUUAAGCCUCUCCGGAGAGCUCAAAUUGCAAAUCUCAGUAAAGAACAAAAGAAGGCAUACUUUGAUGAGUAUGACUAUCGAGUGAAACUCCUUCAGAAGAAGCAAUGGAGAGAAGAGUUGAGAAGAAUGAGAGAGAUGAAAAACAGAGGCAAGAGUGCUGCUGCACUUGAAUAUGACAACAAUGACGAAGAUGCCCCAGCUCCUGUGGCCGUUCCGUUACCUGAUAUGGUCCUUCCUCCUUCCUUUGAUGGCGAUAAUCCUACAUUCAGGUAUCGAUUCUUGGAGUCAACAUCACAGUUUCUAGCGAGGCCAGUUUUAGAUGCACAUGGCUGGGACCAUGAUUGUGGUUAUGAAGGUGUCAACGUUGAACACAGUCGAGCAUUUGCAAAUCGUUUCCCUGCAGCAAUUACUGUCCAAGUCACAAAAGACAAGAAAGAUUUCACUAUAAGUUUAGACUCUUCUGUUUCUGCUAAACACGGAGAGAAUGGAUCAAGCAUGGCAGGUUUUGACAUUCAAAACAUUGGAAAGCAGCUUGCAUAUAUUGUUCGGGGUGAAACAAAGUUCAAGAAUUUGAAAAAGAACAAGACAGCUGGUGGAGUAUCUGUUACAUUCCUCGGUGAAAAUAUAGUAACUGGGCUUAAGGUCGAAGAUCAGAUUACUUUUGGCAGGCAGUAUGGUCUGGUUGGCAGUGCGGGCGUGGUCAAAUCGAAGCAGGAUACAGCCUAUGGAGCCAAUAUUGAACUGCAGCGUAGGGAAGCCGAGUACCCAAUUGGUCAGGUUCAAUCUACAGUUAGUAUGUCUCUGAUUAAAUGGAGAGGGGACUUCGCAAUGGGAUUCAACGGUUUGGCUGAAUUCUCUACUGGCCGUAAUUCAAAGGUGGCUGUUCGGGCAGGACUAAACAACAAACUCAGUGGCCAGAUCUCAGUGAGGACUAGCAGCUCCGACAAUCUCUCUCUUGCACUAGCGGGCAUCCUUCCUGUCGCAGUUGCCAUCUACCGGAAGCUUUAUCCAGGUGCUGCUGAGAAUUACUCAAUCUACUAGAUCCCGCUUCAGUGGUACUCGUUAGUUUACAUUAGUAUUUUUCCUCUUUACCAAUAAUUGCUUUAUCUUCAUUUAAUCUAGGACUGCUGAGCAGCUGCUCCUACUAAGUUGAGAUUAUUUGUGUCAUAAUAAGUACUUAUGAGUCAAGACAAUCAUCAUACUUUUCACUGCUCCUCUUGAUGAUUAUAUCCAUUUUUGUGGGUUCAAAUUUUAUCGUCUUCGUCUGUGUAUGCCAUACAUUUUGUACACUGAAUUUUGGUAAGAUUCUGAAUGAGAUCAUUCCUUUUAGCUUUAA
Messenger RNA from Ipomoea triloba (trilobed morning glory), 4532 nucleotides. RefSeq names its product translocase of chloroplast 159, chloroplastic. Lineage: Eukaryota; Viridiplantae; Streptophyta; Magnoliopsida; Solanales; Convolvulaceae. Gene Ontology annotation, cellular component: chloroplast outer membrane. Gene Ontology annotation, molecular function: GTPase activity; GTP binding. Gene Ontology annotation, biological process: protein targeting to chloroplast. Bases 206 to 4237 code for a protein of 1343 amino acids. The record is from RefSeq and is a predicted model, not a curated record. The transcript has 2 exons.